AGCGGCCUUCUGGGUGAUGUUUGUGUUGGACCUGGCCUUGUAUGGUUUCACACUCUGCGCCGACACACGAUACUUGGAGGCACUGCCCGGGAUGCCGGACAGCUACCCAGAUGUGGAGCCCCGGAAGUGCGACGAUUGCGGCACGGAGGUGUCCGAGCCACGCGUCAAGCACUGCCAGACCUGUGGCUGGUGCAUGGAGGGCUUCGAUCAUCACUGCCGCUACCUGAAUGUCUGCGUGGCUGGCAGGACGUACAAGCCUUGGUACGCCUUUGUGGCGUUUCUACUGGCCCUGGUGGUGAUCUGCGGCUUCGCCAGUGUUCACGCGCUGGUGGAGCCCUUGAGGCAUAACUUGCACGACUACCAUCCUACUGCGUUCUUUAUCAUCAUGGGCUCAGCGGCUGUUGUGUCCAACAUCGAAGUGCUCUUCCUCUUCGCGCUGCUGGCGCAACACUCCUACUUUUGCCUGGCAGGAGUAACCACCUUGGAAUUCAUCAAGGAUCAGGAUCCGCCGUUUCCGGGCCUUCCACCCAAGGGAUGGCGCCAGGCAGUGUCGGACGCCGAAUGUCCCAUUUGCCAUGGCAUGCUCGGUCUGACUGAAGCUGCCGAAGUGGAUGAAGUACUCUUCUGCACCAUUUGUCAAGGAGACCUUGGCAAGGCAUAUGUCAGUUUCUACCAGUGCGAUGUCUGUGACGCUGCUGCAGU
Molecule: messenger RNA, 702 nt
Organism: Cladocopium goreaui
Lineage: Eukaryota; Dinophyceae; Suessiales; Symbiodiniaceae
Source: the annotation of a GenBank genome assembly